CCACUCGCCAUCUGGUUUGUUAUUUCUCCUGUUCCCCAGACCAAGCUAUGAUGACGGGGAAGGUUCCCUCAUUCUCCCCCGGCUCCACAGUGAGCUCCGCUCUGCCCGGCUACGUCGCUCUCUGCCUCACUCUACAGGUUCACAGGCUGGCGUCAGCACAGUUCACAGUGACUGGACCUGACCAUCUAAUCAUUACCUCGCUAGGUGGGGAGGCUGUCCUGCCCUGCCACCUCUCCCCUAGGAUGAGCGCUGAGAACAUGGAGGUGAGGUGGUUCCGAUCCUGGUUCUCUCCAGUUGUGCACCUGUACCGCGAUGGGCAGGAUCAGUAUGGUGAGCAGAUGCUGGAAUAUCGAGGAAGAACUGAGCUCUUGAAAGACAACAUCACCAAUGGGAGCGUUUUUCUGAGAAUACGUGAUAUCCGACCCUCAGACGAUGGGCAGUACAAGUGUUUUUUUCAGUCCAGUGUCUUUUAUGAAGCAGCUUUAUUGGAACUACAGGUGGCAGGUUUGGGCUCUGAUCCUGUCAUCUCUGUGGAGGGACAUCAGGAUGGAGGUAUCCAGGUGGUGUGUCAAUCAUCCAGAUGGUACCCAGCGCCCGAGGCUCAGUGGAGAGAUCACCGGGGGCAGCUCUUACCAUCAGCCUCUGAAAAAAUAUCCCUAGAGGCUGAUGGCCUGUUUCAAACAGAGAUUGUUAUUGUUAUAACAGAAGAGUCCAACCAGAAAGUUUCCUGCUGUGUCAGGAACCCACGACUCAACCAGGAGAGAGAGUCAACAAUUUAUGUAGCAGAGCUGUUUUUCCCAAGGGUCCAUCCCUCGAAAGUGGCUCUCUGGGUGAUCCUGGCUGUUCUCAUGGUCCUGGCCAUUCUCAUGGUCCUAGGUGGUUACUGCGUCUGGAGGCGACACAGAGCAACAGGACCCAGCACAAGAUCUGAGCUUCCAGAACUCAACACCCUGCAAAUUACAUCGUGCAGAAUGCUGGAGUCCCCAGUGACCUGAUCUUAACUGGCAAUC
This is a messenger RNA of Chelonoidis abingdonii (Abingdon island giant tortoise), 1010 nucleotides long. Its product is annotated as butyrophilin subfamily 1 member A1-like. Gene Ontology annotation, molecular function: signaling receptor binding. The record is from RefSeq and is a predicted model, not a curated record. Gene Ontology annotation, biological process: T cell receptor signaling pathway; regulation of cytokine production. Gene Ontology annotation, cellular component: external side of plasma membrane. Lineage: Eukaryota; Metazoa; Chordata; Testudines; Testudinidae.